AUGGCAAUGAACUUCCAAAGAAGGCUUUUCAGUCACCUAAGGAGAACACAUUUGGUGACAAAGAGAGUUAUGGAACCGUGUGAUGCGUUCCUCAACCACAGGUGCAUGGACACAAAGAAAACAGUGGCUACACUGCUUUAUGAUCAUCUUAAGCGACACGGAUUCAACCCUUUCUUGGACAACAAGAACAUGAAGCCAGGGGACAAACUGUUCGAAAAAAUCGAUAGGGCAGUUAUGGAAUGCAAAAUUGGUGUAGCAGUUUUCUCCCCUCACUACACAGAAUCAUACUUUUGCCUGCAUGAGUUGGCACUUCUCAUGGGUUGCAAUAAGAAGGUUAUACCUAUCUUUUGUGAUGUUAAGCCUUCUCAGUUGCGCGUUGUUAACAAUCCAAAAUGGUCUGAAAAUGAUCUUCGCCGGUUUAGAUGGGCUCUUGAGGAGGCUAAGUACACUGUCGGACUCACGUUCAAUUCCUCUAAAGGAAACUUCUCCGAAAUUGUGAAUAGUGCUUCUGACAUAAUCAUUGGCAGCAUGAUAGAGCUUGAGAAUGAAGCACAGAUGCAGCAUAAAAACUUACCAAUUCAUCUUUAG
Messenger RNA from Abrus precatorius (Indian licorice), 588 nucleotides. Its product is annotated as disease resistance-like protein CSA1. The transcript has 2 exons. Lineage: Eukaryota; Viridiplantae; Streptophyta; Magnoliopsida; Fabales; Fabaceae. Bases 1 to 588 code for a protein of 195 amino acids. The record is from RefSeq and is a predicted model, not a curated record. Gene Ontology annotation, biological process: signal transduction.